Gamsiella multidivaricata is the source of this 3229-nucleotide messenger RNA. RefSeq lists its product as uncharacterized. The transcript has 3 exons. The coding region runs from base 28 to 3192 and encodes 1054 amino acids. Gene Ontology annotation, biological process: regulation of DNA-templated transcription. Lineage: Eukaryota; Fungi; Mortierellomycota; Mortierellomycetes; Mortierellales; Mortierellaceae. The record is from RefSeq and is a predicted model, not a curated record. Gene Ontology annotation, cellular component: nucleus. Gene Ontology annotation, molecular function: transcription cis-regulatory region binding; zinc ion binding; DNA-binding transcription factor activity, RNA polymerase II-specific.
CUCACACCUGCACUCAGCCUCGCCCGAAUGCCGCCAAAGUCCAACCCCACCUCCGCCUCCUCCACCGCCUCUGCUGCCCAGUCAGAUAAAGUUAUCGCAUCAUCACCUCUACCGCCACUCAAGCCCAGUAAUACACCCACAAAGCGACGCAAACGACCACUCGCCAAGCGCAGCUGCUUCAAUUGCCGUGAAAAGAAGGCACGAUGUGAGCUGCCUGAUAUCUUUGUUCCCUCUUCUCAGGAACCUGUUAUCGAAUCCAAGAGGUGCCAUCGCUGCAGUGUCCUCGACAUCGAUUGCAUCGUCUGGGACGGAGACAGAAAGCGGAAAAUAAAGCUGCCACAACGCAACCCUGCCGAGGAUCUUGGCCACGACGGUCCCCAAAGGAACAUUGCCGCCAAUGCAUCCUGGAGUUCGCUAUCUUAUCUCGCCAGUGCAGCCGAAGUGGUCGCUCAAGAGGCUGCCUCAGCUUCGCAGUCGUCCCAGUCCAUAUCUCUACGCCUGAGGCCUUUCUCUGCUGCAGCAACAAGGCCCUCUCGGGCUACUAGCCCUAUUUCAUCUAUAUCGUCCUUGAUGGGAUACUCAUCUGAAACGUCAACUGCCACCUCUCCUGGAACACCAGAUACUAUUUUUCAGCCUUCGCCAGACAUCUUUGCUGAUUCUCCCUCAACACGUCAAACGCCUUCGAAAUACGACGCAGACGCAAACCCCGUCAAAAUUCUGACCCGAGAUCCCACGCACAGCAAAGGAGAUGAAACAGAAUUGUCCGGAGAGGGAUCAACUUCAGGUCGACCCAGCAAACAGCAAGGGCCUGUAUCGCCGUCCAUGGUUCGAUGUCAAUCGGGGUCCGGCAAAGAGGUAGCGGCGGUUCUAAGGUCUAAUGACCGAACUUGGAGGUCUGUCUGGCGGCCGAUUUCAGUGAUCCUUGAAUACGCAGUCCGGCAACCCCAAUAUACCUCUUAUCUUGUACAGAGAGUUGCUUCCCCGACUCGCGGCAUUGAAGCCGUUGAUGUGCUAGACUUGAUUGACAGAGAAGAGUGCCUCAAGCUGAAUGACUACAUGAGUCCUUACUUUGCAUGGCAUCCUCACCUGCCCCUCCUCAAGACAAUCUACGACCUGCACGCUCGCCAACCAACAAAAUCGACCCAUUUUCUUCUUGCGUCUAUGCUCCUCGUAGCGGCUCGACAUCGACAUCCCUUGUCUUCAGCUCUUAUGCGGGCACUCUCGUCGGUGGUCGAUCGCUUAGGAACUCAAAUGCUGAUCUCAGCGACAUGCGAUAUUCUCACGAUCCAGGCGUUCGAACUCCUCCUAGCACACGAGCCAAGCUUGAUCGGGACGUCUGUAAGCGGUGGCAAGGAUGCACAAGCUAGCAGAGGCAACGGUCUUGCGGGAGAGAGCCUGCUGACAACAGCCCUAGCCAUCUCACGGGAUAUUGGACUCGACAAGUCUCUCCAAGCUCUGCACGACCUUCUUGCCGGUCCUAAGGAAAAGAUUGCAGACGGCCAGCUUUCGAACUUGUUCAACGCUGCUUCGCUGUGGAUUAGCCUGCGACUCUGGGAGGGACAUUAUAUCCAUAUGAAGGCCGCUAUCCGACCGAUACGCCAUUUUGAUGAGCUGGCAAAGAUUGCCAAGUGUAUGAUAGCAAUCGAUGAGAAUGGGGACAAGGUCGAGGGCACGCCUGCCAAUUUGGAAGGAUUCGUUGCUGGCACAAUCGAGUCUCCUGCACAGGACACAGAAAAGAUGAUUCGUUCAGCAGGUCGUACCAUACUUGCUUACAGGAUGCAAUCCAUGGCAGUAUAUCAAGAGUCGUUGGCCGAGGUGCAAGAAAUGAUAACAGCAACAGGAGAUCAGGAGCAUGAACAGGCUGCUUCGCGCGCCAAAGACAAGAUUGUUGAAAUCAUCCUGGGCGCCCUGGAUAUGCAAUUUUAUAUCGAGCAGAUCAAACAAGUGGAUAUGGCCCCCUAUGCCUGGCAUCCCUCGGCGAGCUUGGUGGAAGAAUGGUCCAGACUCGAAUCCAGUGCACUUUUCUCGAUACUCUGCACCUUUGGAACGGCGACUCUCUAUACCGGACAGUUUGACGGCGCCUUUUCCAUCAAGGGAUUUGUGAACGCAUUACGGAGCGAUGAAGAUCUGAGGAGGCGGAUCUCGGCCGUGGGCUCGAAACGUAUGGAACUCUCUGAGGGUCUGCUCUCCUCGUUCGUGUUUUUCAACCGUCGUCUGACUCUUGGUGCGGCAGCAGCCAUGACUACGACCUCAAAUAGAAACCCGAAAGGACUGAUGGAAGUAACCGGAGCCCCUCUUCUUUUGACAAGUGCACUGGUUGUGGACGCCUGCAGGUUGUUUCUUGAGGGUGCAGCGUUUGUGCUAAUAACCUAUUUUAUUAUUGACUAUAAAGGCGAUAUAAGAUUGUCGCUCAUGGUCCAGGCUGCUCAAAGGCUGGACGAAUUUGAUGGGAAUAUAUAUCUCUCGCCGGCACGGUCGAAUCCGAAGUCUCGGAACAGCCGUGAUGUCAGCCAUGAGGAGCAGGACGAUGAAGGCGGUCAACCACUGAGUAUAUGUCGAGUGGCCGCAAAGUACACACAGGAAAUAGUAGAGGCAAUGCAGAGGUGGAAACUGGCCAGCUCAGUCUAUCGAAGGCCCAGUUCCGUCCCUGCGUUUGUCCCGGAGAGAAAACUUCGCAACGAAUGGCGGAGGCAAACAAAGGAGACAAUGAGUGACGGAGAGGAAGAUAGUACGCAGAGAGCAAGUCCUACGGCACCUGUCGUCGCGGCUCCCAGUGUUGCGCAGCCGACACUUACGCAUGGACUGGCAAGCGACUGUGUGCGGGACAGGACAGCACAGGGCUCAUUCGCAAUGAAUGUGGACGGAAUGAGUGCAGCUCAACGUGGACGUGGCAAUAUCACGAACGGGUCACAUGGAGGGGUUGUCUUCGCCAAUGCUGCUGGACCGUGGACAAACAUACAGCCACUUACAACAGAGAUGCCAUUCCCAGGUCAUGGGCAGGCUCCGCUCAGUUUUCCAUUCCAGUCUUGGCCGCAGGAUCCUAUGUCGGGGAGAGAACAUAUGUCCGUAGAACAGCUGCUUUCUGGAUCGUUUCCAUAUGCUACACAACACGGAACAGGCGAUUUUGUAGGAGGGUUCAAUGACCUGCCCUUGUUCGAUUCGUUCCUCGAUACACUUUUUCCUCCUCAUUAAAGCUUGCCAGGCGCCAUUUAGGCACUGCAACUGCUCU